Molecule: messenger RNA, 1763 nt
Organism: Theobroma cacao (cacao)
Lineage: Eukaryota; Viridiplantae; Streptophyta; Magnoliopsida; Malvales; Malvaceae
Source: RefSeq, a predicted model, not a curated record
UCAAAAUGUUUUUUACCCAUUUUUAUUUUAAAGGCAGUGGUUUGAUUUUGCUCUUUGUUUCUUUGAUUCUGAGGGAUUUCUGCUUUUGCUUUCAAAUUACGACAUCGUUUUCUUUACAUUGCAGAAGUUGGCUACUUUAAUAUAUAUUCUCUCUUUUUCAUUCUUUGCUUUUUGCUGUAGACUUUCUCAUGCUGUAAGUCAUAGCAAAAAGAAAACUUUUUUUGGUUUGGGCAUCUCUGUAUCUCUCUAUCUCUAUCUGGGUUUUGGGUUUUUUCAAUGCAAAAAGAUGAAGGCUUUCAAUUGUUGUCCAAUGAACUUGAAAGGGUCUUUUGGUUUUGGUGGAGCAUGAGGAAUGGCUUCUGUAGUGUCGGAUCCAAAGACUAGGUCAUGCCUCUGCCGUCUUUUUGUUGUAGCUUCUUUGAUUUGUGGUGCCUACUUCAUUAGUGGUGCAUUUAUUGCUAAGGAAUACAAAGAUAGGUUAUCGAGAUGGGAGGUGAUUAAUAUGCUUCAGAAUUCAAAAUCCAAUAUAUGCAAGAUUCGAUGCAGGCCUCCCGGAAGUGAGGCAUUACCUCAAGGAAUUGUGGUCAAAACAUCAAACUUGGAAAUGCGACCUUUAUGGAGUGACACUGUGAAGAAUGGCAAUCUAGAGCCAUCAUCAAACUUGUUAGCCAUUGCUGUAGGUAUUAAGCAAAAGGAAAUUGUAAAUCAAAUUAUUAAAAAGUUCCCUUCAAGUGAUUUUGUUGUGAUGCUUUUCCACUAUGAUGGUAUUGUGGAUGAAUGGAGAGAUUUGGAGUGGAGUGAUCAUGCCAUACAUGUUUCUGCAGUGAAUCAAACAAAAUGGUGGUUUGCCAAACGUUUCUUGCAUCCAGACAUAGUUGCUGAUUACAAGUACUUAUUUCUCUGGGAUGAGGACCUUGGAGUAGAUAACUUUGAUCCAAAACAAUAUUUGUCUAUAGUUGAAGAUGAGGGGCUGGAGAUAUCACAACCAGCACUUGAUCCUGUUAAGUCAGAGGUGCAUCAUCAAAUCACAGCUCGCAGAAGGAAUUCAAGAGUGCACAGUUAUGACACUAUAAAUCCAUCUCGUUUGAACAGAAGGAUGUACAAGUUUAAAGGCAGUGGAAGGUGUGAUGGCCGCAGCACUGCUCCUCCAUGUAUAGGUUGGGUGGAAAUGAUGGCCCCUGUAUUCUCAAGAGCUGCCUGGCGCUGUGCGUGGUAUAUGAUCCAGAAUGACUUGAUCCAUGCUUGGGGCCUUGAUAUGCAGCUUGGUUAUUGUGCACAAGGUGAUCGUAUGAAAAAUGUUGGUGUUGUUGAUGCUGAGUACAUAGUUCAUUUGGGUCUUUCUACACUUGGUGUUUUGGCUGAAAAUGAGUUAAAUUCUACACGAGUUAACAUUACUCGGAGGCAGCCCUCCUCUGACUCGGAAACAUUGGCACCAUCUGAAUCUCAUAAAGUUGACAAUAGACCUGAAGUGAGAAGACAGUCCUUCAUUGAAAUGCAAAUGUUCCGUAAAAGAUGGGAAAAUGCUGUCAACCAGGACAAAUGUUGGGUUGAUCCUUACCAACAAUCAGUUAACAAAAGCACUCACUAAUUAUUUAGAGUACAAAUGAUUUUCUCAAUCAUAUGGUUUUUUUUUUUUUUCACAAGGUAAAGGAUUGUAAAUUUGUGAGGAAAUUUGGAUGUAAGAGAUUGUUAUUCAUUAUUCAUUGAAUGACAAUGUAAAUAUGUUUUGUUGAUUAGAAAUGUUGUACUGUUUUACAAUUGUA